AGACUGAAGGCGAAUGCCCAUCUCACUUAAUAGUCCUGUGUCGAGGUCGAGUGUUUGCAUUUGAUGCUAUCCAUGAAGGCAAUAUGGUGACUCCUCCAGAGAUCUUCAGGCAACUUACUUAUAUACAGAAAAGAUGCCAUAGUGAACCAGAUGGACCAGGACUGGCGGCCUUAACAAGUACCGAACGGACAAAAUGGGCAGAGUUACGUGAAUAUUUGAUUGAUCUUGAUCCAAAGAACUUAACUCUUCUGGAAAAACUUCAGAGAAGUUUGUUUGUGGUCUGCCUCGAUGAUUCUAGUCCCCAUGCAACUCCUGAGGACUACAGCGAGGUUACAAGGCUGGUGCUAACAGGUGAUCCGACUGUACGCUGGGGAGAUAAAUCCUGCAAUGUUAUUGUCUUUUCUAAUGGAACCUGUGGUGCAUUCUGUGAUCAUUCUCCUUUUGAUGGGAUGGCUUUAAUUACCAUGUUGACUCAUAUUGAAAAGAAGAUUAUUGAGAAUGAGGGAAAAUGGAAGGGAUCAGAUAAAGUGAGGGAUAUUCCAUGGCCAGAGGAACUUGUAUUCACAGUGGAUCAAAAAAUUAUAAAUGAAAUUGGAUGUGCUAAAGAAUUGUAUUACAAAAAGGUAUCUGACUUGCAGCUAGUGCACUAUGCCUUCACGUCCUUUGGCAAAGCAUUGAUUAAAAAGAAGAAACUUCAUCCUGAUACGUUUGUGCAGCUUGCCCUUCAGCUGGCUUAUUACAAAUGUCAUGGACGCCCGGGCUGCUGUUACGAAACUGCCACGACCAGGCGUUUCUAUCAUGGCCGCACAGAGACCAUAAGAUCAUGUACUGUGGAAGCAGUGGAGUGGUGCAAGUCCAUGCUGGAUCCUUCUAACAGUACUCAUCAACGACUACAGCUGAUGCAUAAGGCAUUUGAAAAGCACAAUAAAAUGAGGAAAGAAUGUGAGAAUGGAAAAG
This is a messenger RNA of Pelecanus crispus (Dalmatian pelican), 957 nucleotides long. The record is from RefSeq and is a predicted model, not a curated record. NCBI's taxonomy places the organism in Eukaryota, Metazoa, Chordata, Aves, Pelecaniformes, Pelecanidae.